GCCGGGGAGCGCCGCGGCGCCGCACAUGCUCACUGGCCGCGGAGGCACCGCCGGAGACUGAAAAUUUCUCUGAAGCGUAACCUUCAAGAUGAAGUUCUUACUAGCGAUUUUAUGUUUCAUCUCAUUCUCCUUGUGGGUUGAAGAAGUCUAUUCCAAAGAGAAGUCUUCAAAGAAAGGAAAAGGGAAAAAGAAGCAAUAUCUAUGUCCAUCGCAACAAUCAGCUGAAGACCUUGCAAGAGUACCUGCUAAUUCUACCAGCAAUAUCUUGAACAGACUAUUGCUCAGCUAUGAUCCCAGGAUAAGGCCUAAUUUCAAAGGAAUUCCAGUUGAUGUCGCGGUUAACAUCUUCAUUAACAGCUUUGGGUCAAUUCAAGAGACAACUAUGGAUUAUAGAGUCAACAUCUUUCUAAGACAGAAGUGGAAUGACCCCAGACUCAAACUGCCCAAUGACUGGAGAGGUUCAGAUACAUUGACAGUGGACCCAACUAUGUUUAAGUGUCUUUGGAAGCCAGACUUAUUCUUUGCAAAUGAAAAAAAUGCUAACUUCCAUGAUGUCACACAAGAAAAUAUCCUUCUUUUUAUAUUUCGGGAUGGAGACGUCCUAGUCAGCAUGAGAUUGUCUAUUACACUGUCAUGCCCUUUGGACUUGACCUUGUUUCCUAUGGAUACACAACGUUGCAAGAUGCAAUUGGAAAGCUUUGGUUACACAACUGAUGACUUACGGUUUAUCUGGCAGUCUGGAGAUCCUGUACAGCUAGAGAAAAUUGCCCUGCCUCAGUUUGAUAUUAAAAAGGAGGAUAUUGAAUAUGGUAACUGUACCAAGUAUUACAAAGGCACAGGUUAUUACACUUGUGUAGAAGUAAUCUUCACUUUAAGAAGACAAGUUGGAUUUUACAUGAUGGGUGUUUAUGCUCCUACACUGCUAAUUGUUGUUCUAUCCUGGCUGUCAUUUUGGAUCAAUCCUGAUGCAAGUGCUGCAAGAGUCCCACUGGGUAUUUUCUCAGUGCUCAGCUUGGCAUCUGAAUGUACCACUCUUGCUGCUGAACUUCCCAAAGUGUCUUACGUGAAGGCCUUAGAUGUCUGGCUGAUUGUUUGCCUUCUCUUUGGGUUUGCAUCCCUGGUGGAAUAUGCUGUGGUUCAGGUAAUGCUAAACAAUCCAAAGAGAAUUGAAGCUGAAAAAGCAAAGAUUGCCAAGGCAGAGCAAGCAGAAGGGAAGAGUGGAAAUGCUGCCAAGAAGAACACUGUGAACGGCACAGGGACUCCUGUUCACAUCAGCACUUUACAGGUUGGUGAGACCAGAUGCAAAAAAGUUUGCACUUCGAAAUCUGAUCUGAGAUCCAAUGAUUUCAGCAUCGUUGGAAGCUUGCCAAGGGAUUUUGAAUUAUCAAAUUAUGACUGUUAUGGGAAGCCCAUUGAAGUCAACAAUGGGCUCGGGAAAUCUCAAGCCAAGAACAACAAGAAGCCUCCUCCUCCCAAGCCAGUCAUUCCAUCAGCAGCAAAGAGAAUCGAUCUUUAUGCAAGAGCACUGUUUCCUUUUUGCUUCUUGUUCUUCAAUGUCAUAUACUGGUCCAUAUAUUUAUGAUAAAUCUUUUAUUUUUUUUUUCAGAUGUGUAAAAUAUAGCCCAUUUCAUUAUCCCUUCCCAGUCAUGAAGGCCACUGUGUGAAAUUAUUUGCAUUUGCAAAGCAAUAUGUUGCAUCUUGAUGCCGUGCGAUUGUACUGAACAUAUGGCAUCUGAAAUUUGAAUGAAAGCAUGACACUGCAAUGUCUGUGCUCUGACCAACUUUGUAUAUAAGUGUACAGCAUACAUCCUGCUUUAGGAAUAUAUAUGAAGGACAAUGCCUACCACAUUAUAAAGCUGAAUAACGCUCUUCAGUUAUUAGUAACAUGCAGAAAUUUAAAGUGAUUCUGACAAUGAAACUGAUGUGCACGUUGAGUAUUAUUAAAAUCAAUAUUCUAGUAUAUGUAGUAUUUAACAGCUUUUCUCCUGGUUUCCAGAGGAAAAAGAAAAACCCACCAAACAUCUUGUUUGUGCAUAAUUUCAGCUGGCACUGUUGAAGAAAAUGCUAAGGUGUAAUUAUCAUUAUUAUUUAGGCUUUUUGAGUGAAGGCAGCAUCAAGUAAACAGAUCUUGUCUAUGUGGAAAAAUAAAGAUCAGAGAACUACUAAUUUUGUAAAAUCAGCUCAUUUAGGAAAAAAACCCCAACAACUGUGUCCAUGAAGAAGGCACAGUUAAGUGUGUUAGAAUAUGCUGGCAGUAAAACAUUGGGGCAAAUUUUAACUGCUGUUUCUUUAGGCACAAACUAGAUACAGUAUAUAAAAAACAAAUGGGCCACCUUCUAGACUAAAGGUACCAGGAGUUUUGGAGAGGCAUCACAAGAUGCAGUUCAGUAUCAGGUUUGUUAUACAUUUUUACAUUAGUUUUUCCUCUGGCUCAGCUUCUGUAGCAUCUGGAAAGCCUGCAGUAUGUAAGUCACAAUUUUUUUUUGUUGUUGCACUGGACAUGUCUUACUUGAUUUGUUUUGUUUAUCCCCUUGAAAGCUUUCAUUUUAAACAAACCAGUUGUCAAGAUAAAAUCCCAUUUUCACCAAUGAAGAUACCUUUUCUUGUUUGCGUGCUAGCCAGCACGUAGCCCCCAGCAGGAGUGAAAAUGUGUCCUGAGGUCUAAGGGGUUGAGACUGUCUUGAGCCCUGGUGUGCCUGUGUGGUAAUUAAUGGCUGCCCUCAUCAACUCAUUGAUCUGGCUGCUACAUUUUGGAGAAUAAGGUCCUAUGCAUGAAAUAGUUCUGACAGGAAACAGCUUUCCAUUUUCCAGAGGAAAUUCUAUGGCAUGGAGACUACCUUAACGUGAGCUCCUUGGUGUGCACAGGGCAGGGGCUUGGGUCUCCUGUGGAUGCCAGGGUACAUCCCUUCAUGAGGGUGAGUCAUGAGGAGAAAUGUGGCCAAAAGAAAGCUGCAUGCAGGCAGGCAUGUGAGUAGAGUGUGUUUGCUGAGAACAGGGACUUGGCCUCAGCCCUUGAGAGCGUGCCAUACAUGUCAGUGCUGGGGAGAUGGGGCACCACAGCUAAUUACAACAUGAAAAUAAGACCAUUCCUAAAAGGCAAUCUGGACUGUUGGCCUCUCAUAGGCUAGAAAGAGACUAGUUUAAAUACAUGAAGCCUUCCAUAGUGUGGAAACAAACAAUCCCACUUGUUGUGCUACAUUUCUGGCAUGUCCCGGAUGUGCUGAGCUAAUGCAGGCCACAAGGGGACUGUUGGAUCACUUGGGAGUUGCCCACAAGAUGAAUGUUGUUCACAUGCAGCGAUCCUGCGCAACCAAAAGGUCAAAAGUAGGAAUGUAAGAAGAGGUAUGGCAUGCCCCACUGGCUCCACUGGACAUCUGGUGAACCUGCACACCCAGAGUUUUUUGAAGCCUCUGCCGCAUUGUGAUCAGCAGGCUGGCUGCAGCGACUCGUGUUUGGGUUGAGGAGAUCUGCUCUUCACAGUAUGGUCACGCACACCCUGCCAGCUUCCUGGCCACUGUCUCAUGGGGGUCUCAGGUUUGGGGUGUUUUUCUGAUCCAAAGAAAUGGAAGGCAAAUCCCAGAUGUUAUUGGGUUGUGUGGAAUGGGGGAUGAGGGAAAUGAUAUCUUUAAGGUCUAGUUCAAAGUUUUAAUAUUUCUGUCAGUUGAAGGUAAUUGCAGAAUUGUCAGAGACUCUAAGAAGCAAUAAGGAUAAAUGAAACAGAGGAAGAAUGGGAGGGGGAACUUUUAUACAGACAGAAUGGUAUAUUUAUAAACAUAAUUUAUUCUCAUACUUGUAUUUUUUCUUACACUACUGGAAGGCAAAAAAUAAUUACCUUGUGUUGGAAAUUAUAUGAAUUUUGGAAGAUAACUUUCUUGUUAGAACUCUUAUUAAAUGAUUUAUCUGUAAUUAAUGUCCACAUUCUAUCUGUAAAAUCUCAAUUAUAGAUUUUAUUGUUAAAUUAAUCUUUGUUCCUUCUUGCUUUCCUGCUUACUUGAUGGCUUUUGUGUUUUAUCAUAAAACACUUAAUCAAUAAUACACUG
Serinus canaria (Common canary) is the source of this 4040-nucleotide messenger RNA. It is a transcript of the gene GLRB, whose product is annotated as glycine receptor beta. Bases 89 to 1582 code for a protein of 497 amino acids. Gene Ontology annotation, biological process: signal transduction; chloride transmembrane transport; regulation of membrane potential. The record is from RefSeq and is a predicted model, not a curated record. Gene Ontology annotation, cellular component: postsynaptic membrane; synapse; neuron projection. Lineage: Eukaryota; Metazoa; Chordata; Aves; Passeriformes; Fringillidae. The transcript has 10 exons. Gene Ontology annotation, molecular function: neurotransmitter receptor activity; extracellularly glycine-gated chloride channel activity; transmembrane signaling receptor activity.